Messenger RNA from Paramormyrops kingsleyae, 2139 nucleotides. Its product is annotated as heterogeneous nuclear ribonucleoprotein H2-like. The record is from RefSeq and is a predicted model, not a curated record. Lineage: Eukaryota; Metazoa; Chordata; Actinopteri; Osteoglossiformes; Mormyridae. Gene Ontology annotation, molecular function: RNA binding.
CAGAAAGCGACGCAUGCGCAGGAGAACUCAGAACGUUCCGUCGGAGCGCGCUGCCACGCUGAAGGCGCUACAAUAAGGGAAAAGAAAAACGACCUAUCAUCUAACGAUCAUGUCUGACGGAGAAGGAUUCGUGGUCCGCAUCCGGGGACUGCCCUGGUCAUGCUCUGUCGAUGAAGUCCAGAGGUUUUUCUCAGAUUGUAAAAUUGCUAAUAAUGGUACGAGCAUCCACUUCACUUACACCCGUGAAGGCCGACCCAGUGGCGAGGCCUUCGUGGAGUUGGAGUCGGACGACGACCUCAAGAUCGCUGUGAAGAAAGACAGAGAGACCAUGGGCCACCGCUACGUGGAAGUGUUCAAGUCCAAUAGCGUGGAGAUGGACUGGGUCAUGAAACAUACCGGUCCGAACUGCCCGGAGACGGAGGGCGAUGGGCUGGUCCGACUCCGUGGCCUGCCUUUCGGGUGCAGCAAGGAGGAGAUCGUCCAGUUCUUUUCAGGGUUGGAAAUCGUGCCAAAUGGGAUAACAUUGCCGGUGGACUUCCAGGGGAGGAGUACGGGGGAGGCCUUCGUGCAGUUUGCUUCACAGGAUAUAGCUGAAAAGGCUCUAAAGAAACACAAGGAAAGAAUAGGGCACAGGUAUAUAGAGAUAUUCAAGAGCAGUCGUGCCGAGGUCCGGACGCAUUACGAACCCCCACGCAAAACCAUGGGCAUGCAGCGGCCUGGGCCGUAUGACCGCCCGGGGGGCGGCCGUGGGUACAACAGCAUGGUCCGCGGAGGCUCCUUCGAGAGGAUGCGACGUGGGGGCUAUGGUGGAGGUCUGUCAGAUGGGCGCUAUGGUGACGGGAGCUCGUUCCAAAGCACAACGGGUCAUUGUGUGCACAUGAGGGGGCUUCCCUACCGAGCCACGGAGACCGAUAUCUACAGCUUCUUCUCGCCCCUGAACCCGGUCCGCGUUCACAUUGAGGUCGGCCCGGAUGGGCGCGUGACCGGUGAGGCGGACGUCGAGUUUGCGACCCAUGAAGAUGCCGUGGCAGCCAUGUCCAAGGACAAGGCUAACAUGCAGCACCGCUACGUGGAGCUAUUCCUGAACUCGACAGCAGGGGGCAGCAACGGCGGCUACGGCAGCCAAAUGAUGGGCGCCCUCAGUGAGUCCAACCAGUCUUCCUAUGGGCCCAGCAGUCAGCAGAUGAACAGUGGCUACGCGGGGGGGUACAGCAGCCAGACCAACAUGGGCGGCUACAGCGAUUAUAGUAAUCAGAGCGGAAUGAACAGCAGUUACUACGGCAGCGGCAGCAGAGGCUCCAUGGGCUUGAAUGGCAUGGGGGCAGGGUGGGGCAUGUAAGGCCGUGGGGGUGACCCAGGUUGGGGGGUGGUGUUGGGGUGCAACCGGCACUGACGAUAAAGGGCUCCAGAGCUGCUCAAUGUCUGUGAGGGGGAUAUUUUCUUUUGUUCUUUUUUUUUUUUUUUUUUUUAUGCUUUGCAUCAGUAAGUGGAUGGAAUUUCAGUAAUGAAAUGUAAUCAUUUCAUUAAAGCUUUGCAUCAGUAAGUGGUUGGAAUUUCAGUAAUGAAAUGAAAUGUAAUAAUUUCAUUAAAGCUUUGCAUCAGUAAGUGGGUGGAGUUUCUGUAUAUACAGGGUUGACAUUUUUCUACGGUGUACGUGAAGAAGUUGGCGUAGUCUGACGAUGUAUACCCUUAUUUUACAGGACUUGUACAAUUCGUCUGUGUCUAAAGUAUAGGUUAGUCGAGUUGAGACCAGGCAUAUCUUGGUCUUUCUGACCUUGAUUUCUGUGUCCGCAGUAGAUAAACUUAGGUAGCAAGACUGACUUAAAUUCAUUUGUAAAUAUGGUCAACUUUUUGUUUUUGGAGUUAAAUGUCCAGCUUUUUUUUUCUUUUUUGUCUCGAUGUCAGCGACCUGGGACUUGGUGUGAACGUGGAUUUUUAUAUCGUGAGAGAGCAUGUUGGAACUCUUUUUAAUACACUUUGCAAUUUUGGAGACUGGGCACGUUGGGAUUUUGUCUGUGAUGCAGUACCAACUAAUCAUUGUGUUCCUUCUACUGUAAUGAAGCUUUAAUCCCUCCUAAAUGGUUUGGUCUGUGAUCUUGUUUUGCACACAGUAAAUAAAAUUGUUCUGUGUACACACAA